This is a messenger RNA of Pangasianodon hypophthalmus (striped catfish), 2331 nucleotides long. RefSeq names its product BCL2 associated X, apoptosis regulator a (gene baxa). The transcript is spliced from 6 exons. Lineage: Eukaryota; Metazoa; Chordata; Actinopteri; Siluriformes; Pangasiidae. Gene Ontology annotation, molecular function: channel activity; protein heterodimerization activity; protein homodimerization activity. Gene Ontology annotation, cellular component: mitochondrial outer membrane. The record is from RefSeq and is a predicted model, not a curated record. Gene Ontology annotation, biological process: release of cytochrome c from mitochondria; mitochondrial fusion; positive regulation of apoptotic process. The coding region runs from base 80 to 661 and encodes 193 amino acids.
CCGGGUACGCCCUUCUUCCUGCCCCUAACAUUUGCGUCACUCGAGGCGGAAGUCUAGUGUAAUUAUUUUUCACGCGAACAUGGCAGCAGCGCUAUCAGGAGAAGGCGAUGCGGGCACCAUCAAUGACCAAAUACUAGAAGUAGGAGCGGUGCUGCUGAGAGAUUUUAUUUAUGAGCGAGUUCGUCGUCAUGGGGACAGCGAUGCUGUUGUAUCGAGGAACGAACUGGGCGGGAGUGAGCUGUGUGACCCCAACCAUAAGAAACUUGCUCAGUGUUUACAGCAGAUUGGAGAUGAGCUGGACAGCAAUGUAGACCUGCAGAGAAUGUUAGCCAACUCAUCGCUCCAGCCAACUAAAGACGUGUUUCUGAAGGUGGCAUGCGAGAUUUUCUCGGAUGGGAAGUUUAACUGGGGCAGAGUGGUGGCGCUUUUCUACUUUGCUUGUCGACUUGUGAUCAAGGCUCUUGUGACAAAAAUUCCUGACAUCAUCAGAACCAUCAUCAACUGGACUCUGGACUACCUGCGGGAAAAUGUGAUUAAUUGGAUUAGAGAACAGGGAGGCUGGGAGGGGAUCCGCUCUUACUUUGGCACACCAACCUGGCAGACCAUUGGCGUCUUUCUGGCCGGAGUUCUCACCACUGUGCUGGUCAUGCGCAAGAUGUGAAAAGAAAACAAAGUGAGAGAGCGAGACUGGUAGUAAAGCAAAGAGAGAGGACGGAAAGAGGGGGAGACAGAGCUGUUAAAGGGAACAGAGAGAUGAAGAGAAAGAGAGAGGGCAAUAAGAGGCAGAUCCAUUGUUACAUGAAUGGAGAAAGAGAUUUGACUGAGAUUGGAUGAUAACGAGACAGCCAAGCAUAAUGUUUAAUUGCUCCACUUCGUGACUCUUGAGCCUAUUUCCUUUCUCAUCUCUCUCUCUCUCUCCUUAUAUAUGUGUGUGUGUAUGUAUGUAUGUAUGUAUGUGUAUGUGUGUGUAUAUAUAUAUAUAUAUAUAUAUAUAUAUAUAUAUAUAUAUAUAUAUAUAUAUAUAUAUAUAUAUAUAUAUAUAUGAUAUAUACACACACACACAUGCACUGAAAAAAGGAAACAAAGAGAGACGGACUGAGGGAUGUGCAGGAGGUUGUGUUGGGCCUUAGUUUUACGUUAUUUAUUUUCAUCAUCAGGCAAAGUAAAAAGUAAUUGUCUUUGUCUUUAUAUAUGGAGUAGAUUAGAUGUUUAGAUUAGACUUUUGAAGGAAUUGACAGACUCUUCCUGUCCUAGGAAAUGAUCUGCAUGCCUACUUGAAUCACUCUCUCCUUGCAAUGAACACACAUAGGAAUUGCACAUACUUACUCCUUGCAAAGGGUUUAUAAAGGCUUUAUAAGCAUGCCAUCGAUAUUUUACCUCAUAAUGUCUUUUUUUUUUUUUUUUUUUUUUUUUUUUUUUAAAUGUCAUCUGAAGUUGUAAUUGAUAGCAGUAGGUUCAGGAGGUACUCUUCUCUGUCUCCCUUGUUCUUUCUCUCUUUCCUUCCUUUCAUCUCAACACCCAGAUAGUCCUACUAGCGAGCGUGUAUGCGUGUGCAUGUGCGUGUGCGUGUGCGUGUGUGUGGGUGUGGGUGUGGGUGUGUGUGGGGACACAGUUGUGAUUUUGGUGCUGAACUCAUAUGCAGAGGCACUAUGGGGGUUUGCAGCUUUGACUGAGAAUAAGAGUUAAUGACAAUCUAAUAAUGCAGGGAUUUUAUAUGAGUCCUGGUUGGGUUCCUUACCAGUUUCUCACAGAUAUGAGCCAGUUAGUGAGUGGUGUGCUCGGACCCAGAAUAGGACAGAAAAUGCUCUAACAGUCAUCUAAAACUUUAUAUAAAUUUAUAUAAAACUUGGAGCUCAGAUUUUUUUUCACAAUUUUGAAUUCGAUCAACCUGCUGGAUUAAAGAGCAAUAGAUACUCCAAAUAUUCCAGUUUGCUGCAAGCUCCCUUGGUGUGAAGAGGUAUGUGUGUGUCUCGUUAGAAAGUACACACUUGCACAUAGACAUCGACCCGGUCUUCUCAAAGUGGUCUUAGUACUGUACUUUUUUCCUUGAUUAUUCAAAACCCAAUCACAUGCAAUCACACUUUUAUACACCUUCUCAUUUUGUGUUAUUUGAAUACAAUAUGUUUUUAAAAAAUAUUUUCUUCUUAUGUUGACAGUGCCUUGGCCUUUUUAUUAUAAAUCCACUUUGAUACAAGCACCAUUUUCCUGUCUUUUCUUAAUGUUUGUAUAAUUGUAUGAAUUACGCUGGAUUGAGCUGUUUUCUCUCUGUGAGCCCUUUACCUUUUUUGUAAGUUGUAAUAAGUAAUAAUAAAAUGUUUUUAUGAAUUUCAA